GUGAAAGAGAUGAGCUGCCAGUCCACACAGUCACACAGUGCCUCUUUGCAUUGCCCACCACUACUGGGUUGGUUGUUGUUCCCUUCCUCUUUUGCAAUCUUUUCUUUUUCUCUACUUCAUUUUUUUUUUUGGUUUGGUUUCCCCACAAUUCCAAAUACAAAGGGCCUAAAUUCAUCACUUUCCCGAUGCGCCCUUUCCUCCAUUGCUAAACAACAAAAGAUCCUCUCUUGUUCUUGUAUCUUCUUUCGUACGGUUGUUCUUUGUCUUCCCUUGUCUCACCUCUCUGCUUCCUCUGUUCUUUUUCCCCCUUUUCUCAUUUCUGCUACUAGUCUCCACCCUGUAUUACUACUUUUAUCCUCACCAACAUUUAUUUCUUUCACUCGGAAAGUUUCGUUCCUACUAUUAGUCUCAAAGACUCAAAAAACCCUGUUGAAAAACUUUUGUUAGCCCUCCGAAACCCAGCUUCAGAAGCUCAAAUUGGUCAGAUUUUCGUUUUUUCUUUCGGGAAUUACUGUUGGUUCUAGGGCUGUGGUUAUCUUCAAUCAGCCCUUUUUAGGGCCAAUAUUAUUUCACAGUAAAGAAUGUUGCUCGCCUUUUGGAAUCUUUGAAGGUCUCUUGCCGUGGAGGGAAGAUGUCGCCGGAGGCGGCAAGUGUGGUGGUGGAGGAUGGAGUGGAGUAUGCUUUUGCCAUGGAGUAUCUGGGCCCGCCAAUUACCGGCGAGAUUCCGCGGGCGUUGCCUAUAAAUGUGGAUCGGAUUCCGGUGGCUGCGGUGGUUUCUCAGGUGCCGUUGCGUGAUAAGUUGUCUUUACCUGUUGUACAGCCUAUAUUAGCUGCUAAUAUAAGUAAAAAGUUUUCCAAAGAGUUGAAAUUACAAAGUUCUGAAUCGAAUGUCUCGCCUACCUCUGUUAUUGUAUUUGAAUCUCAAAAUGGGGCUGUUGUUAGGGAUGAGUCUAUAAGUAAAGAACUAGCAUCAGGUUCUGAAAUUACUGUUUCUCCCAGCUCAGUUAAUGCGUUUGAGGAGAGAGGGCCUAGUAAUGGCGCCUGUGAUAUAUCUGGAGAAUUGUGUAGUUCUCAUGAUAUGCUACCUCCUUGUGGGGAUUAUGAAUCAGGGGAAAUUUCUGGUAUGGUUGACAUGUCCAUUGGGUUGGGAUCUUCCUCCAUAAGUCAUGAUCAUUCACAGGAGCUGCUGAAUGGGGUGGGGAGUUCUGGUACAUUGGGUUUCUCAGAUAGCUUUGAUAAAUCAAGGGAAUUGUCAGGAAUCUCGCAUAAAUCAAGGAUUUCUAGUGGUAACCAGCCAGAUUGGGCUUCAAAUGAAUCUGUGUUAAGUCUUGAAUACCCAUCUUCUCGAGUUUCUUCACGUAGGACUGGGGAUGGUCUUAACGAACCUAGUUGUGAUGCUAAGCGAGGUCCAGUUGUGACUUUCUGUGAUAUUGAGUCAGAGAACGAGGACAGUCAUGGAAACUUUCCCCCCGCUGAUCCUGAGGCAGUUCGGGUAAAGAAGGAACCUCCUGUCAAGGUGAAGAAGGGGGCUUGCUAUCGUUGCUUGAAAGGAAAUAGGUUUACUGAAAAGGAGGUCUGUUUAGUUUGUGAUGCUAAGUAUUGCUCUAAUUGUGUACUUAGAGCAAUGGGCUCAAUGCCUGAGGGAAGAAAGUGUGUCUCCUGCAUCGGUUUUUCAAUUGAGGAGUCAAAGCGGGGUAGCUUGGGAAAAUGCUCCAGAAUGCUGAAGCGGUUGCUUAAUGAUUUGGAGAUUCGUCAUAUUAUGAAAGCUGAGAAAGCCUGCGAAGUUAAUCAAUUACCACCAGAAUAUAUUGCUGUAAAUGGUCGGCCUCUAUGUCAUGAAGAACUGGUGGUUCUGCAAAGCUGUUCAAAUCCUCCAAAGAAAUUAAAACCUGGGAAUUAUUGGUAUGACAAAGUAUCUGGUCUUUGGGGCAAGGAAGGACACAAGCCUUCUCAAAUCAUUAGUCCCCAUUUGAAUGUUGGGGGCCCUGUCAAGCCAGAUGCUAGCGGUGGAAACACACAGGUUUACAUAAAUGGUCGUGAAAUUACAAAAGUGGAGCUGCGUAUGUUGCAGCUGGCCGGUGUCCAGUGUGCCGGAAACCCUCACUUUUGGGUGAACGAAGAUGGCUCUUACCAGGAAGAAGGACAGAAAAAUACCAAAGGUUAUAUCUGGGGCAAGGCUGGAACGAAGCUAGUUUGUGCUGUACUCUCCCUUCCGGUGCCUUCAAAAUCCCCUUGCACUUCUGGAGAUCAAGUGAAUAAUGUAUUCAGUCAAACUGCCCCUGACUACUUUGAGCAAAGGACACUUCAAAAGAUUCUUUUAAUAGGAUACAGUGGAUCAGGAACAAGCACCAUAUUCAAGCAGGCUAAAAUUCUUUACAAAGAAGUCCCUUUCUCAGAGGAGGAGCGUGAAAAUAUAAAGUUACUGAUCCAGAGCAAUGUGUUUAGAUAUCUUGGAAUACUUCUCGAAGGGCGAGAGCGUUUUGAAGAGGAGUAUUUGACUGAUUUAAGGGCAAAGCAUCUUCUAAAUGAUGAUGAGCUGGAAGGGCAUUCUGAUGAUUCAGAGAAACAGACUAUCUACUCAAUUGGUCCAAGGCUAAAAGAUUUCUCUGAUUGGCUUCUCAAGGUUAUGGUGUCAGGUAAUUUGGACGCCAUUUUUCCCGCGUCUGUUCGAGAAUAUGCUCCUCUGGUCGAGGAAAUGUGGAGUACUGCAGCUAUCCAGGCUACCUAUAAACGAAGAAGUGAAUUGGAAAUGCUACCUAGUGUUGCCAGUUAUUUCUUGGACCGGAUGGUUGAUAUACUGCGAUUGGAUUAUGAACCUACUGAUGUAGAUAUCCUCUAUGCUGAGGGUGUUACGUCAGCCAAUGGACUGGCUUGUGUAGACUUCUUAUUUCCAGAACCGGCAUAUGAGGCAGAUCCUGAGAGUGGUGAUCAGCUUGAUUCUCUACUAAGGUUAGCAACCGUUAGAUGCUUUAAAACUUGCGAAUUGCCUGUGAUUGAUUCCAACCUUCCAUUUGAUUUGUAUCUAGCUGAUUUCAUUCCCAUAUAUGGGUUCCAUCUGUACAUUUUUAAUGCUUAUGAUAAAAUGCUCUGUAGCAACUGAUACCUUUUUACACUGAAAUGUUUUUGGAAUUUCACCAAUUUAAGCAGUUAGAUGAACUAAUGUUUUUCCUGUAUCAUGUAACUGAAUCAUGGCCAAUUCAAUGGCUCACACUGUCAUUUUCUAAGUUGGAUGGUGUGUCAUGCUACUGAAAUCGUUUAGGAUUUGAGAUUUUCAUAUUAGAGGACCAAGGUGGUCCCUAAUUUAUUCGUUGGGAUAAUGUAAAACUUGGUAUGAAAGAUCUCUGGGGAUAAUACGGAUCCCUUUUCUUGUUUUGUAGUUUUCAGCUCAUCAGAGUACAGUCAAGAGGAUUUGGGGAAAGCUGCAAGUGGUUUGAGAUGUUGGAUGAUGUUCGAAUUGUGAUUUUUGCUGUUGCCUUGAGUGAUUAUGACCAAUUUCUUGUUGAUGAAGAUGGCAACUUAGUAAAUAAGAUGACAAUGAGCAAGAAGUUCUUUGAGAGCAUUGUUACUCAUCCAACUUUUGAGCAGAUGGACUUUCUUCUACUGCUUAAUAAGUUUGAUAUGUUUGAGCAAAAGUUAAGAAGUGUUUCUCUGACCGCAUGCGAAUGGUUUGACGAAUUUCAACCAGUAAUGAGUCAGCACCAUGCCAAUGCACCCUCUCUGGGACAGCUGGCUUCCCAUUUUGUUGCUGUCAAAUUUAAGAGAUUGUUUUCUUCACUCACUGGACGGAAGUUGUAUGUUUCGGUGUUGAAUGGUUUGGAGCCAAAUGGAGUAGAUCAAGCUCUCAGGUACGCAAGGGAGAUUGUCAAGUGGGAUGAAGAAAGACCCCAUUUUAGCGCAAGCGAGUAUUCAGUUUAUAGCACCGAGGCAAGUUCUUUCUCUCCCUGAAACGAGGACAGGUUAUGUAGGUAGUAUUUUGCUGCAGAGAUUCAUCAUUAUACGUCACCAUUGUACAUAAAUGGCAUGACAACGACAAGAGAAUUAAGGUUCCGAUGGCCAGCACGUGUGAUGGGAUCCGUUUUCUUUUGGAUGGUGUCAUCGAUCUUGUAGUCAUGCUUUGACAUCCUUUGUGUAGUCUAAUUUGUUCCGAGACAUUGACUAGUGUGUUAUAGUGUUACUCGAUGAUACAAAAUGGAAGUUGCUGAGCUUAGUUCUCUUUGUUUAUAGUUUGUGUAUGUAAACAGUCUGCAAAAUUGAUUACAAAAUCGGCCUGAAUCUAGAAAUGAUUGUGUAUUUAUGUUAAUAUUCAUGAAGAAAAUUUUCCUCUCGUUCAUGUUAAAUGACUCUUACAUUGGUGAAGAAGGCCUAAUAGAACUGAAUUUUGUCCUG
Messenger RNA from Oldenlandia corymbosa var. corymbosa, 4386 nucleotides. NCBI's taxonomy places the organism in Eukaryota, Viridiplantae, Streptophyta, Magnoliopsida, Gentianales, Rubiaceae. The record is from the annotation of a GenBank genome assembly.